AUGUCUGUAGCGCGCGACCGCUUCCCGUCGACUUCAUCGACGGAUGAAAACGAGAGCGGCAUCGACUGGGACGCGGACCCCACGCGUCACCACCCGAUGAUGCACCAACGCCACCCCCCUCCACCACCCGUGGUGCUCACCGGCUCAGUGCGUAAGCGCCGCGGGAACCUGCCGAAGCAUUCUGUCAAGAUUCUGAAGAGGUGGCUCUAUGAUCAUCGAUACAAUGCGUACCCGAGCGAUGCGGAGAAGCUCGCCCUCAGUCAAGAAGCCAAUCUGACAGUAUUGCAGGUAUGCAAUUGGUUCAUAAACGCACGCCGGCGUAUCUUGCCAGAGAUGAUUCGUCGCGAGGGUCACGAUCCGUUGCAUUACACUAUAUCCCGACGCGGCCGGAAACAACCGGCGGCGGCACUCGGGGUGGGGCCGAUCAUUGGCCUCCCUGGACCCUCUGCCUCGGGAGUGACGCUGGGCCCCGGCUCUAGCGUGACUGUUACAUCGUGGGAUGGAGUUGUUGUGCAGAAUGGAGAUCACAUUCGCAACCGUGAAUAUGGCGAUGGACUACUUGUUUACCGAAGCGACGGCGACGAGUUAGGAGAGGAGGGCUAUUCUAGCGCCCUCAGCGAAGAGGAGGUUAAAUACGACCCUUCAGUCUGGCAGUCCGUCAUCCGUUACACUCCCGACGAUCGUGACUUCCAUCCUGCCACCAGAGGAACUGCGGCCGUCGUUACAGUUACGACGACGGAGCAGCUCGCGCACCAGACGGGCGCGAUGACGGCUAGGGACGAGGUGUGGCGGCAGGCGGCGCCGCACUUGCCGCAGGUGCCGCAGGUGCCGCACAUGCCGCAAGUGCCGCACAUGCCGCAAGUGCCACAUGUGCCGCCGCCGCCGCCGCAGACGGGGCUGCGCCCGCGCCGCAUGCAGGUGAGCACGCCGCCGCCGCCGCCGCCGGUCGCCGUCGAGCUGGAGGUCGCCGCCACUGACGUCUGGUGUCACACAUACACCCACGACAGAAACGACAGUUAA
Molecule: messenger RNA, 1020 nt
Organism: Diatraea saccharalis (sugarcane borer)
Lineage: Eukaryota; Metazoa; Arthropoda; Insecta; Lepidoptera; Crambidae
Source: the annotation of a GenBank genome assembly